Molecule: messenger RNA, 441 nt
Organism: Fusarium keratoplasticum
Lineage: Eukaryota; Fungi; Ascomycota; Sordariomycetes; Hypocreales; Nectriaceae
Product: SMN domain-containing protein
Exons: 5
Coding region: 1-441 (146 amino acids)
Source: RefSeq, a predicted model, not a curated record
AUGUCCACCAAGCAGGAGAACUUGACCCAUGAGGAGUUGUGGGACGACUCCGCCCUCAUCGACUCCUGGAACGAGGCUCUGGAGGAGUACAAGAAAUACCACAGCAUUCAUGCACGAGGCGGCAGUGUCCGAGAGCUGGAGUCUAAGAGCCAGGCUGCGACCAAGCACGAGUCUUCUCCUGAUCGUCUUCAAGAUGUCGAACUUAUUGAGCCUGAGCAGCCAUCCACUUCUGCGCAAGAAGCUGUGAAUGAGGAAGAACACUCGUCACGCAACGAGCCUCAGGCUACACCCCAAGGACUCCCUGCAUUUCCUGUGCAGGCUGUUCUAGGCUCUGUGCAAGAUGAAAACCUCAAAAAGCUUCUUAUGUCGUGGUACUAUGCUGGCUACUACACUGGCCUGUUUGAGGGUCAGCAACAGGCUCAACAAAACCGGGGGUCUUGA